Molecule: messenger RNA, 444 nt
Organism: Haemonchus placei
Lineage: Eukaryota; Metazoa; Nematoda; Chromadorea; Rhabditida; Trichostrongylidae
Source: the annotation of a GenBank genome assembly
ACUGCUGCGCUGAUGCUUAGCGCGUAUCUAGGAGUUUGCCAAGAGGAUAUGUAUAGAACCUAUGGUAAACAUGCCAAAGAAUCCAUGUUCAUGGUGCACCUGCUUUCCAUUCCUGGAUACGCACUCCUUGGACCUGAGAUCGUCAAAGCUUUUGAUGGUGCAAGUCGCACACCUCCCUUGAACAUCCUUGGCUAUGAUCUGCUAUUACCCAAAGCUUGGAGCUAUAUUUUAGGGAUAUGUGUAUUGCAAUAUAUCUGCAUCAAAAACGUCUACCGACUCACUGCAUUGACUACGUCGUUGAAUGUUACUAUGGUGAUCACUCUUCGGAAAUUCCUUUCUCUGUUCGUCUCCUUUGUUGCUUUUGGGAAUCCCUUCAACGUGUUUCAUUUCUUUGGAGCCGCCUUUGUAUUUAUAGGCUCAUUAGUGUUUUCUAAUGUUAUUUGA